This is a messenger RNA of Haemonchus placei, 762 nucleotides long. The record is from the annotation of a GenBank genome assembly. NCBI's taxonomy places the organism in Eukaryota, Metazoa, Nematoda, Chromadorea, Rhabditida, Trichostrongylidae.
AUGUGCGAAUUCCUUAUCGCAACUAUUCUGUGUGGUAAUCCAACUCACGUUGCCGCUGUUGUUGCCCUCGAGAACUCAGUGAACCGCUACAACAAAAGCUACGAGAAUGCUGCUGUAUGGAACGCGUACAAACUGAUCGCUGAAUACGAAGAAUGGCGAGGACGUGCGGGGUUUGGAGGUAUGAUACUCAGCACAGCGCAAUCGCUCUUCGAAGUAGCAGAAUCGAUGCCUAGCCGAGCGACUUUGUUUGUGGAGACAGCCUGCCGCAUAUGGGCCAAGCAGGGUCGUUGUGAGGAGAAAAUAGCAGAAGCCGUUUCGAAAGUUGUCAAUCAAUGCCCCCACCUACUUGGGCGAAUGACAAGAUUCUUACGCGCGAUCGACUUCGACCACGAAAUUGAAGUAGUUGUGGAUGAAGUUUGUGGGAUGAAAAACACGACUCUUUCCCCAAGCGAUCCCGCUUGGUUGGACUGGUGCCAAUCUUGUGUUGAACGUCCUGAGAGGCACGGCAAAAGAGAAGAGGUUCUCUCACGGUGUGUCGACAUUCUGUUUCGAUUCCUUGACUAUGGUUCGAAUCGAGGCUCGGCACGGGCUUGGGUUCUACUUCAUGCAGUUGUACAAUUAGUUAACCCAAGACUUUUCAUUCCUAUAUGGGCUCAAAGGUAUGAUUGGUGGCCUAGAUUUCAUGUAGUACCCUUACCUCCGGAAGCCGAGUCCCGAAGGGCUGAGCUAUUAGCAGCUCUAGCAGAAACGCCUGUCGAGUGA